Salvelinus fontinalis (brook trout) is the source of this 1868-nucleotide messenger RNA. It is a transcript of the gene tmem41aa, whose product is annotated as transmembrane protein 41aa. The record is from RefSeq and is a predicted model, not a curated record. The coding region runs from base 1 to 831 and encodes 276 amino acids. The transcript is spliced from 5 exons. NCBI's taxonomy places the organism in Eukaryota, Metazoa, Chordata, Actinopteri, Salmoniformes, Salmonidae.
AUGCGGUCAAUUGUGGGUUUAAUUGUUGUAAUUACCGCCGCUACUUUCUAUCUGUACAUUCUGUCUUCUUACCUUCCGACCGGACCGCGAAAACUCCCACCCAAAGCGACGGAGAACGAAGAAACGUCUGACAUCGACACUAACGAGGACGAAUUCAAAGAACACAGGCUGAAGUUCCCCUCGGACCUGGUAGAGCUGAGGGAACUGGCGGAGCUGCUCCAGUUCUACAAGACGGAACACACUGGAUAUGUCCUGCUUCUCUUCUGUAGCGCCUACCUCUACAAGCAGUCCUUCGCCAUUCCUGGCUCCUCCUUCCUGAACAUUCUAGCGGGUGCUCUGUUUGGCCCGUGGCAGGGCUUGGUGCUAGCCUGUGUUCUGACCACUGUGGGCUCCACCAUGUGUUACCUCCUCUCGCAGGCCUUCGGUAAGCGCUACAUCACAAACCUCUUCCCUGGCAAGGUCUCCAUGCUGCAGAGGAAGGUGGAAGAGAACCAGUCGUGUCUGUUCUUCUUCCUCCUCUUCCUCAGGUUCUUCCCCAUGACUCCAAACUGGUUCCUCAACAUGUCCGCCCCCGUCGUCAACAUCCCUGUCACACUCUUCUUCUUCUCCGUCUUCAUCGGUCUGAUCCCAUAUAACUUCAUCUGUGUCCAUACGGGCUCCAUGCUGUCUGAGGUGUCCUCUCUGGAUGACCUGUUCUCCUGGGGCAAAGUGCUACAGCUGCUGGGCAUAGCCUGCGUGGCUCUGCUCCCCGGGGCCCUCAUCAGACACUACAGCCAGACACACCUCAAACUGGACGGCCUGAACAAUGGAGUCAACAAGAAGACUCAGUGAGGAGCGACCAAGGGUCUCCCGUUCCUGUGGAAAUAACCACACAUAGAGGAUGAAGUUGGAGGAUUUGGAGUACCUUGGAUAGUCUCUACUCUCCAAGUUCAGCCUCCAUUUUGUUGGUUAGACUCAGUGAGCAUCCUGGGUCAGCCUGUACAUAUUCCUGUCAGUCGGCUGGAUACAGGAGGAAACAUGAUCAAAUAGAUUGGGAACUGAGGUUUCCUACAGUAAUGACCUCACCGCAGAAGGGAGAUGUGGAAGUCUGUGUGUAUGUUAGAGAUGGUAUGGACCGAGUCUAUGUCUGCGUGAAGGUGUUUUAAACCAUUCGUGUUUUUAUGGGUGAAGGGAGGAGACAUUAAUUCAAAUCAUUUUGUUGGUUUUCUUGUUUGAUGAAGAUACUGUCAUCGAGAUACAUUUAUUUUUGGAUCCAUUCUGUUGUUGUUGGUACGGAUACACACGUACCUUUUAGAAGUGGCCUGUGUUUCUGUUUUAAACAGCAAGCUACCUCAAAGCAGAACAGGAUGUCCUGCGAAGACAAUUCUAGGGAGGGAAAGGUGAGAGGUGUGUUAUUACAUCGGGAAUUGAUUGGGUGUCUUUUAAAAAUAUAUAUUUUUUUGAAUUGUUCCACCUGUAUUUUAUUGAAACAAUCUUUUUACUGCUGCCGAUCACGAAGGGCUGGAUUCAUCUGUAUCGCUGAAGUUCAGCGUUAGUGUGAUUUGAAAUUUAAAGGUAAUGUUCCCGUGUUAGCAGAAUGCAUUCACGGUAAAAUGCUGCAUAUGUCGGCUCAGUUGGAAAUUACCGUUAAAUUAAGAUUGCGCAAUCUGUAACGGUUCAGUGAUCCAGAUUGAAUAGAGUCCUGAUGGAAUUCAGUCUCCUUGAUUGAGUGUUUGUGUAAAUACAAGGGUUUCCUUUUCUAAUUGUCAACAAGUUAUCAAUUGUGAGGAAUGUGUAUUUAAAAAACAUCUUUUGUCACUUUCAAAAAUGUAAAUGUUUUCUGUCUGGAUAUCUUAUUUGUCAAUAAAAAUACCAUGUGAACAACACAA